UACACUUCCUUUCCUCCAUUAGAUUGCAACCAUGGGCCGCCGACCAGCCCGUUGUUACAGAUAUUGUAAGAACAAGCCUUACCCCAAGUCCCGUUUCUGUCGGGGUGUGCCUGAUCCAAAGAUCAGGAUCUUUGACCUGGGCAGGAAGAAGGCUAAGGUGGAUGAGUUCCCCCUGUGCGGUCACAUGGUAUCAGAUGAGUAUGAGCAGCUGUCCUCAGAAGCUCUGGAAGCUGCCCGCAUCUGUGCCAACAAGUACAUGGUGAAGACUUGCGGCAAAGAUGGUUUUCACAUCCGUGUGCGUCUGCAUCCUUUCCACGUCAUCCGCAUCAACAAAAUGUUAUCCUGUGCUGGAGCUGAUAGGCUCCAGACUGGGAUGCGUGGUGCCUUUGGAAAGCCCCAGGGCACAGUGGCCCGUGUGCACAUUGGUCAGGUGAUCAUGUCUGUGCGCACAAAGACCCAGAACAAGGAACACGUCAUUGAGGCUCUGAGGAGGGCCAAGUUCAAGUUCCCCGGACGUCAGAAGAUCCAUAUCUCCAAGAAGUAUGGCUUCACCAAGUUCAACGCAGUCGACUUUGAUGACAUGCUGCAGGAGAAGCGUCUGAUUCCUGAUGGUUGUGGGGUGAAAUAUAUCCCCAGCCGUGGGCCACUGAGCCGCUGGAAGGCACUGCACGCCAACUGAGCACCUCACACGCACAGCACUCACACUGCUGCUGAUGCGACACAUGGCCUCCAGUGACCCAGUUUAGACCAUAAUAAAAUCAACAUUUGAUUACAAAA
Chanos chanos (milkfish) is the source of this 777-nucleotide messenger RNA. It is a transcript of the gene rpl10, whose product is annotated as ribosomal protein L10. Gene Ontology annotation, biological process: translation. Lineage: Eukaryota; Metazoa; Chordata; Actinopteri; Gonorynchiformes; Chanidae. Gene Ontology annotation, cellular component: ribosome. Gene Ontology annotation, molecular function: structural constituent of ribosome. The coding region runs from base 32 to 679 and encodes 215 amino acids. The transcript has 7 exons. The record is from RefSeq and is a predicted model, not a curated record.